UUGGUUCUGCUCGGUACCGCCCUCUGUGUGGGAGCAACCAUACAGACCUGGGUCACAAACAUCGACAUUUAUUGUAAUAAUCGCCUGCUGGUGUUCUCAGUGUAGCCGGUUUAAAACAGGUCUGUUUUUACGGCUUUACGCAAUGAGCACCGACGCAUUAUAGCGCUGAAAUCUCAACGCAGUCCGGCGUCACGUUCCUAUCGGACAGAACAGUUGAAACGGAAUUUUAUUUGAUUUUAAGUGUGUGUUGGUGUGCUGGGUGUAAGCCGAAGUAAAGAAGACAUCGUGUCGGUUUGUUAAUUGUCUGAUCUUUCAGGAUUUAUAGAUUCGUACUCUCAUUAAAUAGUAAAGACCUUAUUUAAUGCGAGUUUUGAACCGAAUCUGGCGUGACGUUCCCCCCGCACAGGACUGAACAGGAGCGAGGGAUUUCUUAUUUUAUUCCUUUAAUAUGUGCUGCCCUGCUGUACUGAAUAUCAGCCGAAAUGAAAACCGAUCUUUUUGAUGUAUGGUCGCCUUCGGCUUUAAGCUUUAACAGAUCACUGGGCUAACACGUGAGGAAUUAAGCCUUAAAACGUUCCUUUUUUGAACGGAGUCUGGUUUACGGAUUCAGCUGGUGGUCACCGACAGCGGCUGGCUGCGGAUCUGUUCCCUGCUUCCACAGCAGCGAGCCGGGGUGUAGGCCUAAUUCAACAGAUGAUCGGAGGACGAAUAGAAGAAUAGACCGUGUGGAUUUCUUACGUAGGCUAUAGGCUAUUUCACUCUGAAUCUCUGACAGAUAUGCAUAUGCAGGUGAGCGGAGAUUUAUAAUGCUUUAAACGGAGUUUCGCGUUGGUGUUGGUGCGCUGCUUGAACGCCGAAGUAAAGACGACAUCGUGUUGGUUUGUUAAAUGUCUGAUGUUUCAGGAUUUCACAAUGACUAUCUGACAGAUUGAUGCAGAUGACCGAAAAUCCGUUAUAAUCUGAACGGAGUUUGGCGUGACGGACAGGCAGAGCAGGGGUCUCCGUGGAAACGGUUAGUGACGCCCCCUCCCUUCAGGGAUGCUUGGUACUGACGUUUAAACAGAUGUUCUCCAGCAGCAGAAUGACGCUCAACCAGAUGUUCGGACCGCUGGACGAACUGCACGAGCUUGCCUUCAUCGAGAGGCCGAUCCGCAGGAGCCUCAAGACGGCGGAGGAGAUCGAUCAGCUGACUGUUGAUGAAGACCUGAACGACAUCGAGAGAGCCGUCUACCUGCUCAGCGUGGGUCAGGAGGUGCAGAGAGCGAGCGUCAUCAGUAACCUGCCGAGCCUCGUCCGCCAGAAUCCAGCUGAGACCUUCCGCCGGGUCGUCCCAAAGGUCCGGGAGGUCCUGAACGGAGCCGGAGCAGACAUCCAGCUGGCGGCGGCCGCAUCGUUCCUCACCAUCCUGCAGGAUGACAUCAUCCUGAUCCACACCCACACCUUCUCCAUCCUGAAGACCGUCCUGCUGCACCUGAACCACCGAGACACAGUGGUGAGCAGUGCCUGGUUGGAGACUCUGCUGUGGGCCAUCAGCGCCCUGCCCAAAGAGACCAUCAAACAGGAGGUGCUGAACCCUCUCAUCUACCAGUCCCAGCUGUCUCACUCUCUUCAGGCUCGUCUGGCCAGCUGUCGGAUUUUGGGGAAAGUCGCUUGCAAGUUCGACUCCCACAUAGUGAAGAAGGAGCUGCUGCCGUUGGCUCGGUCUUUAUGUCAGGACGAGGACUUGGAGGUCCGAGCCUGUAUGGGCCGUCAGCUGGAGAGCAUCGCCAGAGCCAGCGGGGUGGAUGACACCCGGACGGAGCUGCUUCCUGAACUGGUGGAGCUGGCCGGAGACGAGGAGAGCAGCGUCCGGCUCGCCGCCUUCGACACCGUCAUCAACCUGCUGGAGAUGAUGGACAGCGAUGACAAACUCCACAUCGUGGUUCCCAUGGUGAUGGCGGCGUGCGAGGUGUCGUCGCAGGCGGACGAAGCCGUUGUGGCGUCUCUGUCGUUCCAGUUUGGGAAGCUGUGCAGCGGACUGGCAGGCUCCUUGUCCGAGGAGCAGAAGGCCCGGUUGCUGCAGAGGUUUAAGGUUCUGUGUGUCACCGGUCUGCAGACAGAAGGAAACCAGACUGACGGCAACGAGCCAACGCUGAUCCACAACGAGGCGAUCCUGAUCCACAACGAGGCGAUCCUGAUCCGCUGCAACUGCUGCUACAACCUGCCGGCCAUGGUGAUGUUUGCAGACUCAGCUCACUUCCUGUCCGAGCUCUACCCAUCUUUCUCUAGUCUUUGCUGUGACCCGGAGGUCAGCGUUCGCCGGAGUGCUGCAGCUGGUUUCCACCAGGUGGUGAAGCUGCUGGGACCAAAUGCCCAGCUGGUCCACAAAGAGCUGCUGUCUCUUCUGCAGGAUGAUGCUCUGGAGGUGUUGGACGCUCUGAUGAAUCACCUGGAAGAGACUCUGGAGGCAGUUCUGUCCAGAGGAGAGAACCUGGCGCUGGACAACAAGUUCCCGGAGCUGCUGGCGGCGCUGCUGUUAGCCGAGCAGACAGUGGGAGUGUCUCUGCGCUGGCGGCUGCAUGAGAAGCUGCUGCAGCGCUACAGCUGUCUGAGCCGACUGCUGCCGGGAGAAACUCUGCACCAGAACUUCUCCCCCCGGAUCUUCACCAUCCUCACUACCAACAAGGUGCUGCCGGUCCAGAAGGAGGCGGCUCGGACGUUCUGCACAUUCCUGCGUUACAACCGCAAACAGGAGCAGCGCCAGGAGAUGAUGGAGCGGCUGAUCCAAGAUCUGGCUCAGGGGCGGAGCUACUGGAACCGGCUCAGGUUCCUUGACGUCUGUGAAACAGCCACUGACAUUUUCUCCAGAAAAUACUUCAACAAACACUUCCUGAUCCCAGCGCUGGAGCUGGUCCACGAUCCUGUUGCCAACGUCAGGUACAAGCUGUGCCAGUUGUUGCCCAGACUGCGAUCGUCGCUCCGCUUGCCGGCCGACAAACAGCUGCUGCAGAAACUCGACUUCUGCGUCCAGAAACUCCUCUGCAGAGAGAAAGACAAAGACGUGGUGGCUGCCAUCCGCAAGUGUUCCUCCACUGGGUGUUUUGUGUCUUGGCAGUUUCACAAGAGGCAGGAGAGAGAUUUACUGGACCAGAAGAAGGAGAAGGAGGAGACUCUGCUGCUGGAGAUGGAACAGCUGGAGCGCCAGCAGAGUGAAGGGAAAGUCAACUCUGAAAAACACACCGAGAGAAAACGAAGAGACAGUAAAACCAGUCUAUCUGCAACCAAAUCCAUGUCUGUGUCCUCGGCCGGAGCCACCUUGUCCUCCGGUAGAGAGAUGAGGAAGGCUAAACUGUCCCGGAGUCGAUCUCUCAGCAGUCAGCCGACGACAUCCAAAGCUGCCAACUCAGACAGACCUCUGAAAGUGAAAGAGCUGAGCAGUAUGUCUGGACCUGGGAAGUCCUCCAUGCUAUCAAGCAAAGAUGACUCCUUAAGGACCGCCCACUUCUCUCUGGUGACCCAGUCCCCCUCCUCCAUGCCGGUUCUGAUCCGUAGCAACACCACCAGCCUCCUGGACAGAACCAGUAGCCUGGAUCAGAGAGAUCAUAGAACCAGUAACAUGGACCACAGGAACAACCUGAUGGAGCAGAGAACAGGUAGCAUGGACCAUAGACCCAGCACCAUUGACCAGAGAGACCACAGGCCCAGUUCUUUGGACCAGAGAGACCACAGAACCAGUACGUUGGACCAGAGAGACCACAGGCCCAGUUCUUUGGACCAGAGAGACCCCAGAACCAGUACGUUGGACCAGAGAGACCACAGGCCCAGUUCUUUGGACCAGAGAGACCCCAGAACAAGUACGUUGGACCAGAGAGACCACAGGCCCAGUUCUUUGGACCAGAGAGACCCCAGGACAAGUACGUUGGACCAGAGAGACCACAGGCCGAGUACUUUGGACCAGCGCAGUAAAACGAUGGAGCGAGGCUGCACGGUGAAGGACGGCCAGUCCAGAAAGCUGUCGAUAAACAGGAAGUCAAACUCGUUCAGCGUCCAGUCGGGGCGAGACUGAAGACGAUGAUGUCAUCAUACCUCCGCCCGGCGAUCAGCCAAUCAGCAUUCAGGGAUCACGAGUCAAUGGACUUCAGAACAUUACCCAGAAUGCAACAGGACAUCAUCUCUUCCUUCAGACGGACGAGUCUGACUUCUCUUUUGCUUUCUGAGCGCUGUGUAAUCACAUGAUCUCAUGUCACCUGAUUGGUUCAGUAAACUCCACACAAACAAAC
This is a messenger RNA of Perca fluviatilis (European perch), 4259 nucleotides long. RefSeq names its product protein phosphatase 4, regulatory subunit 4 (gene ppp4r4). NCBI's taxonomy places the organism in Eukaryota, Metazoa, Chordata, Actinopteri, Perciformes, Percidae. Bases 1064 to 4045 code for a protein of 993 amino acids. Gene Ontology annotation, cellular component: cytosol; protein serine/threonine phosphatase complex. Gene Ontology annotation, molecular function: protein phosphatase regulator activity. The transcript has 24 exons. The record is from RefSeq and is a predicted model, not a curated record.